AAAAAAGAGGAAGACGAGGAAGAAGAAAAAAGUAAAGAGACAAAGACAGAAGCCCUUUGAAGAAAAUGUCAGGCACAAAGUGAAGACGCCCAUACUCUCGAGUCUCUUUCUCUUUCUCUUUCUCUUUCUAGUUUCUACUUCUCUCUCCCUCUCUCUCUCUCUCUCUCUUACCACCAUCCUCUCCUCCUUCCCUCCCAUGAAUCCCAACAAAACCGAAGACCUCCUCUUCUCUCACCACCUCCACCCUCAUGAUCUGGACCCACCACCACAACCUCCUCAGAUCCUGCAAUCCCAGCCGUCCAUUCCUCUCGAUUCCCAAAACGACCCCACUUUCUCCCUCCCCGAAAUUGUCCUCUUCCGCUCCCCCUCCUCCCCUUCCACCUCCUCCUCCUCCUCACCCACCCACUCCUCCACCGAACCCGACCCUGGCGCCGCCUCAAACCCGGCUCCGAAGCUCCACAUCAGCCCGGAGCCCCACAUCUCCUCCCAGUUCUACACCUUCAACCCGGAGUCCCACUCCCUGAUGAUCCGCUGCCUCCUGGAGCACCGGCUCGCCACCCCACCCGAGAUCCGUGCCGCCACGCCGCGCGCCGUGCUCAAGUCCUGGCGCGCCGUCUGGAAAGACCGCAACGAGGACACCGCUUACCUCACCGCGUGGAAGCGCAUCCAGGACAAGCUCUCGGCCAACGUCGACCCCACCACCGGUAAUCAAUUCCUUUGCUUCAAAAACAAUUCCCAGCAAUUCGUUUCCCACAUUAACCAGUGGCAGGACAUAGUCAUGACCUUCCACUCCGACACGGACAUCAAACACCUAGGGCUUAAGGAGACCGUAGAGAGAAUUAAGCAGGUCUGGACCGUAGGUGCCAAAUUCUACGGCAUUCCCGAGAGUUACAUUAGGGUUUGUGUUGCCGCAUGCCCAGUGUGCUCCGCAGCGUCGUCGGGAGGGUCCUCCGGGGCUGCCGCUGCACGGACUAAGAGGCGUAGGUUUGAGUAUACCGAGUCCUUUGAUGUGCCGGCCAAGGAAGUUCCCAAUAGGCUUCAGCAAUUGGCUGCCAAGCAUAAGGUUGUGCUCUGCAUUAGGCAGAAGUAUAUUAGGUAUAAGCCGUUUAUGGCGGAGGUGAAGGACUAUGCUUGUCAUAGGGCAGGUGAGCCUGCCGCAAAGAAGUCAAAGAUUUUGAAGAGGGAGCCUUAUGCGUCGAAGCGAUGUGGGUGCGGGUUUAGGAUUAGGGCCAUUGUACCAAUUGCAAAUUAUAAUGAGAAAGAUAAGACUUUUGUGUAUCAAGAAGAGGGGAUGGCGGUGUUUAAGUUGUAUGCGGUUCAUACUGGGCAUGAGCCAGGGCCGUUGGAUGGGAAUGCGAGGAUUAUGCAUCGGGUUGUGGGGCAUAAGGGUGCCUUUCUGAUGGACCAUGAUACAGCGGUGUAUGGGGUGAGUGAGGAAUUGGAGAAUGACGGGUUUGGGUUGAUGGGGAAGGAUGAUGGGGAUUUGCAGCUUUCGGUUUUGCAGCAGGUGCAGGAAUUGAGAGCCGAGGUUGGGUUCUUAGAAGGCAAAGUUGCUAAACUCCCAAUUGAGUUAUUGGGUUCGGUGUCUCGAGAAUUGUGUGAGAUUGUGAAUAAAGUUAGGAGUAUUGGGGAAGAUGGUUUAAAGGCAAUUGGGAUGAUCUCUCACAAGCCGCAUUCAGAUGAUGUGUUGGUUGGGGAGAAUGAUUUGGCGCAUUGGAGUGAUCAUCACCAUGAAAGAAUAUAUGGGGAUGGCAAGGACACAGAUUUGAUUGAAGAUGAUGAAGACAGUUUUGGGCGGACUCUUGGCGAUGUUGUUCCAUGGGACCAAAUGAGGGAAGAUUGUAGGAGUCAGAAGGAUCUGAUGACUGAGUCUUGUAAGCCUGAAAAGUGGUUGAAAUGCAGUGACUUUGACGAGAAAAGCAUUCUUGAUUGUGAAGAUACUAAACUAACCAAGCCCAUUAGACAUGAUGAGGCCAUAGUUGCAGAUGUAGGUCUUGUUGGUAUACAGGUUGAUAGUUUCUACCAAGAGAAUCCUAAAUGGUAUGAUUCUCCUUGUGGUUUGGACACCGGUGCAGAUUGCGAGGAUAGUGGAUUCAGGCAUGGUGAGAUUGUGUAGAUUCCUCAACAGCAUGGUUAAUCUACUCUUCCGUAGUCGUGGAUUUUUAUUGUAGCCAUUCAUCACUUCUCAUAGUUGGAAGUGGGUUGUACAUUAAUGUAUACAGAAGAACUUGAGCCACUCACGUGCUUUUUAGGUGUGUUUGCUCGUGUGGUUCUGUAAAGGAUAGCCCAAUUGGGCUUCUCUGCACAUAUGUGUUUUUUUAACUAUCUGUUAACAAUGUUCUUGGCCUCCAUAA
Messenger RNA from Alnus glutinosa, 2354 nucleotides. RefSeq lists its product as uncharacterized. The transcript has a single exon. The coding region runs from base 197 to 2116 and encodes 639 amino acids. NCBI's taxonomy places the organism in Eukaryota, Viridiplantae, Streptophyta, Magnoliopsida, Fagales, Betulaceae. The record is from RefSeq and is a predicted model, not a curated record.